Trichomycterus rosablanca is the source of this 996-nucleotide messenger RNA. Its product is annotated as olfactory receptor class A-like protein 4. Gene Ontology annotation, biological process: G protein-coupled receptor signaling pathway. The transcript is spliced from 4 exons. Bases 1 to 996 code for a protein of 331 amino acids. Gene Ontology annotation, molecular function: G protein-coupled receptor activity. The record is from RefSeq and is a predicted model, not a curated record. Gene Ontology annotation, cellular component: membrane. NCBI's taxonomy places the organism in Eukaryota, Metazoa, Chordata, Actinopteri, Siluriformes, Trichomycteridae.
AUGGCCAAUUCAACUGUUACAGUGGUUAAAAAGGCAUCAAGCCAAAUGUGUUCUGUGUCUAUGGCUUUUUACGUUAUCCUUGUGCUCACAGGUAUUCUGGGAAAUUUUUUGGUAAUGUGUGUGGUAGGUGACAAUAUCAAACGGGAGCCUGGAGGAGGACGCAACUCUGACAUGAUCCUGAUUAACAUGGCCUUUUCCAACCUGAUGGUGUCUUUGAUAAGGAACAUUCCACUGGUCAUCACAGACCUAGGAUAUGAGGUCAUACUCAGUAGGGAUUGGUGUCGCUUUCUGAUGGGCGUGUGGGUCUGGUUGCGUGCUGUAAAUGUUUGGUCAACACUUUUUCUUAGUACUUUUCAUUUUUACACUUUACGACGUAUGGGUCCUCCCUCUGCCAGUCUGAGUGCAUCACGCGGGCCCCCAAAACCUCUUCUUAUGGCCUUUUUUCUCAUCUGGACCCUCAAUCUGCUGUACUCAGUCCCAGCUUUUGUGUUUUCCACCAAAGGAGGCAAAAAUUCAAGCGAGACACUGAUGUUAGUGAGCAGUACGACCCGGCCAUUACUGGGUUGCAUCUGGGAUUUUCCCUCCACUUACAGUGGGUUGGUAUUUGCCACUACCUCCAUGGUGAUCCACGAGCUCAUCCCUAUCUUCCUAAUGAGUGGCACUAACCUGGGUUCACUGCUCAUACUUUACGCCCAUGGAAAUGUCCACAAAGCUGCCAGUAAAAGUCAGGAUGCUCCUGUUGUACGCAGAGUGCCUGCAGAGAGACGAGCAGCCAAGGUGAUUCUAGCCCUGAUCCUUUUGUUUAUCAUCUCCUGGGGUGCCAGUGUCAUCUCAGUAAACUACUUCAACUACAGCCAUGGUGGUUCAGUUUCGUACCUUCUGGUUGUUGCUCGUUUCUCCAACAGUGCCUUUAUUGCCCUGUCGCCCAUUGUACUGGCUGUGGGACACCGCAGAAUGAGAGAAGUCAUGAAGUCCAUCAUGAAAUGGAAAAAAUAA